AUGUCUCUCUGUCCACCAUUUGCUCCUUUCUUUGGGUUUGCGGGUGUAGCAUCAGCCAUGGUCUUCAGCACCAUUGGAGCUGCACUUGGGACUUCAAAGUCAGGCAUUGGCAUUGCAGGACUUGGAACGUUCAAACCUGAACUCAUCAUGAAGUCCCUCAUUCCCGUCGUCAUGUCGGGAAUUAUUGCUGUAUAUGGACUUGUGGUUUCCGUUCUUAUUGCUGGGUCAUUAAAGCACACAGAGUACUCUCUGUUCGCCGGGUUUACCCACCUCGGGGCUGGCGUUGCCUGCGGUUUCACUGGUCUGGCAGCAGGAUAUGCCAUUGGCUUCGUUGGGGACUCAUGCGUUCGCGCAUAUGUUCAUGAAUCCAAAGUCUUUGUGACGAUGGUACUCAUCCUAAUUUUUGCCGAGGUUUUGGGUCUAUACGGGCUCAUUGUCGCUCUGAUUAUGAACAGCAAAGUGACCAAAUCAGUAUGCUCAUAA
This is a messenger RNA of Psilocybe cubensis, 483 nucleotides long. RefSeq lists its product as uncharacterized. Gene Ontology annotation, biological process: proton transmembrane transport. The record is from RefSeq and is a predicted model, not a curated record. Gene Ontology annotation, cellular component: proton-transporting V-type ATPase, V0 domain. The transcript is spliced from 7 exons. The coding region runs from base 1 to 483 and encodes 160 amino acids. Gene Ontology annotation, molecular function: proton-transporting ATPase activity, rotational mechanism. Lineage: Eukaryota; Fungi; Basidiomycota; Agaricomycetes; Agaricales; Agrocybaceae.